This is a messenger RNA of Phytophthora infestans T30-4, 306 nucleotides long. RefSeq names its product PcF and SCR74-like cys-rich secreted peptide, putative. The transcript has a single exon. The coding region runs from base 1 to 306 and encodes 101 amino acids. The record is from RefSeq and is a predicted model, not a curated record. NCBI's taxonomy places the organism in Eukaryota, Oomycota, Peronosporomycetes, Peronosporales, Peronosporaceae.
AUGGCUUUCAGAGGGUGGCGGAUUUCACCGUCGUUGUCUGUACUCCAUCAGCUCAUAGCUCAUUCUGCCACGGCCCCUAAAACUAACUCAAACACGAAACUUCCGAAGAUGAACCUGGGAAUAUACGCCGUUGUUGCUAUCACCACGAUGUUCGCCACUGCAAUCAAUGCGCAGCCACUCUGCCCAGCGCAAGGGUGUGCUUACCUCUACUCGCAAUCAAAUUUUGAGACCAGCCAGUGCUGCCAGAAGCAAAAUAUGGACUUUAACGAAUGCUGCAAGGCCAGUUGCAUCCCCAUGCUGAGGUGA